AUGUCCUCCCCAACUGAAUCAGGGAUUAAUCCUGACCCCCACAUGUCGGGAAACAGUGACUACUGGAAGGAGUUCUGCGAUAUCAAACAGAGUAAGUCAGGAGUUGUUACUGAGGACAGCGAAGAUGACCUCUCCAAAACACCAGAUGAAGGGGAAUUGGAAGCCACCUGGUUAACCACAAUUGGAUUAGGGCACUUUGUUUCCAGGAUAGCCGAAGGUGGUGAGCUGAAUACUGAUGAAGAUAUUGAUGUGAUGCUGUCCGCCCUUACAAAGCAGCAGCGAGCUACUGUCCAACGUAGAAUGGAUACUCUUACAGCUACAUGGGGACGAAGAAAGCAAGCUUCCAAAACAGAUGUCAGAGAUAUAUUUCCUGUCAAUGAUAUUGCUCAUGCUAAUCAAAACCACAUUUUAAGACCUCAUAGUCCUUUGUAUGGACAUGGUAGUAAUGUUCAUGGAUUCAGAGGCAGUACAUCAACCAUUUCUGAUCCCAAUGACUAUCCUUCUUCUCGUCGAUCAGAUAACAAAUACAGACACUUUUACAAGAAAGGACUUUAUGCCAUGGAUGGAGAUCCAAAUGCUUUCGAAAGUUCAAAUGGUUGUGGUAUUGAGAUGCUUAGCAUAAAUCCAAUGCACACCUGGAACAAGUGGGCUGGCAACAAUAUAAUAGGAAAGGUGACUACCCUUCCUAACAUCUCUGAACAGGAGUCUGAGAUGUGGUUUAUUGAAGACAGAAGUGAGAAUGGAUCUUCUAACAAUGAACUUCCUAACUUUUGUUUAGAACAUAGAGAAGAAGGCUAUGCAAAGUUGAGUGAUUUAAGCAAAUCAGAUAUGUCCCGUUUAAGAUGUUUGGCUGUUAUUGAAGUGUCCAUGUUAUUUGACCACUACAACAUUCCAGAUACCUCAAGGAAAGGCAAAAAACCGUCUAGAGAUCAUGGUAUAUUUGGUGUUCCAUUACAAGUACAAUUGGAGAAUGACCAAAGAAAGUAUCCCUUUCUUGAAGUUCCUCUCUUUUUUAAGCUGUUAAUAGAAUUUUUGAUGGAUUAUGGUGUCCAUGUGGAAGGAAUUCUCAGAGUUCCAGGAUCUGCUGGAAGAAUUAAGAAUCUGCGAAUGGAUCUAGAAGAACAGUUUUACCAAGGAAGGUUUGAUUGGAAAUCUAUGAGUUCUAAUGAUGCAGCUGCUUUGAUGAAGCAAUUUUUGAGAGAUUUACCCAACCCACUGCUUACUCAUGAAUACAGAGAAUCUUUUGCUCAAGUACAAUUCAUUUCCAAUUUGAGGGACCAACUGAAGGCAUUGAAUCUCCUUAUCAUGGCAUUGCCAGAUGCCCACAUAAAUUCUCUUGAGCUACUUUUGAGGUUUCUCAAAAAAGUUGUUGACUACAAGAAUGAAAACAAAAUGAGUUUGUCCAAUGUGGCUAUGAUAAUGGCCCCCAAUCUUUUCCUUCCUUCUUCAUCAAAAAAAUUAAAAAAUUUUAAAGAUUGGGAACUUUCUAUUGCUGUGCCUGCCAACAUUGUGAAACUGAUGGUGAAAUACAUAGACAUUCUGUGGACGGUACCACCAUCAAUGAUCCAACAAAUGAGAAGACGUUAUGAAUUAGAAAUGACAAGAAAAUCCAGAAGAUUAAAGAUUCUUGGUAGGAAAGAUCGACAAGAUCUACUUAAGAAAUCUGUCAAUUCUUAUGAGCCACAUGACAGCCAGGAAAAUGUGAUCCAUGUGCAAGCACCCCACUUGAGUAAAGCUGCUAUGAAAAUCCAUCUGGUAAAUAAAAUGACUGUAGCUGACAUUUUGGCUCGCUUCCAAGGAGUGGAAUAUUGUUCAGCUGAAAAUGGAAGUGAUCAGAAUCUAAAGGGCUUAUCUAAUCGAUCUCCUAAUCACAUUUAUUUGUAUGAAGUUGGAGGAAAUAUUGGAGAGAGGCGCCUCGAUCCUAAUGCCAUGAUGUCCACUAUACACCAGAUCAAUCCACAUGCAGAAUGGAUUGUUAAAACGAUGAACUAG
Molecule: messenger RNA, 1992 nt
Organism: Acanthosepion pharaonis
Lineage: Eukaryota; Metazoa; Mollusca; Cephalopoda; Sepiida; Sepiidae
Source: the annotation of a GenBank genome assembly